AUGACUCGUCGCGCGGGGGGAGUGUCCGACACUUGCGGGCCGCCGUGCCGCGGGCGACGGGCCGGCACGCACCCGCCGUCGCGCAGAACCGCUCAGCACGCAGCCCGUCGCACUUGGCAUGCCACACCAACCCAACGAGGGGUUUUCACUCAACACUGCCUAUUUGUUCCAUACCUCCCCGUGUCCUGCGGCCUCCGCUCCGGCCCCUGCGCUCACAGAGGCCAGGCCCCCUCUAGCCCCAUAGUCCUAGAUCGUCGCCGCGCCGUGGCGGGCCCGGAGCCAGCGAUGGCGUCGCAUUUCUUUCAGACGCUCGUUGUCUACGCAGGCCUGUACUUGUUGUUGCUGCUCACGGCGGUCAGCCUCGCGACGGGCCUGUACUACAUCGCCGAGCUGAUCGAGGAGUACACGCGUCUGACGAAACGCGUCAUCACGCACGCCAUCCAGGCCGUGGCAGUGAUGCACGUCCUGUGCUGGGUCUGGGACAGAUUGCCGUUCCUGCCCAUCGCCGUCGGCCUGGGCUGCCAGGCGCUCUUCCACCGGAACCUCAAAAAGUUCCCCUUCAUCGAGCUCAGCUCCCCGGACUUCGCGGGCGCCGCCGGCCUCGUCGUCGUCGACCAGCUACUCUGGUACAAGCACUUCGCAGGGAAGGGCUACAGUCUGGAAUUCCUGGUCUGCUUCAACGCGGUGAUGGUGUGGUUGAUUCCGUUCGCCUUCUUCCUCUCGAUAUCUUCGAACGAGAGCUUCCUGCCAGGGGGGGCGUCGCCGUACGUGCCGCCGGCCGGGAGCAAGGGGGAGCCGGGCGGCGCGGGGCUCGCGUACACGGGCGGCGCCGCGGGGGGGGGAGUCGGCGGCGCUGGUCGGACUGUCGCCAUGCGCAUCUUCAAGUUCCUCAUCCGGAAGAAGGAGGACAUUCUCCCGCAGGCGAUGAACUCGCUCGGGCUGCAGAAACGACACCGCGUGUGA
Molecule: messenger RNA, 963 nt
Organism: Pedinophyceae sp. YPF-701
Lineage: Eukaryota; Viridiplantae; Chlorophyta; Pedinophyceae
Source: the annotation of a GenBank genome assembly